This is a messenger RNA of Leucoraja erinaceus (little skate), 3788 nucleotides long. It is a transcript of the gene slc30a7, whose product is annotated as solute carrier family 30 member 7. The coding region runs from base 94 to 1239 and encodes 381 amino acids. Gene Ontology annotation, cellular component: Golgi apparatus; membrane. Gene Ontology annotation, biological process: intracellular zinc ion homeostasis; transmembrane transport; zinc ion transport. Lineage: Eukaryota; Metazoa; Chordata; Chondrichthyes; Rajiformes; Rajidae. The record is from RefSeq and is a predicted model, not a curated record. Gene Ontology annotation, molecular function: zinc ion transmembrane transporter activity. The transcript has 11 exons.
UUGUGGCCGCUCUUGUCUACUCGGCCGGGCGGCCGGAAGUUGCAGCGAGCCCGGGGUGGGUGCAGUUGCCGAGCGGUGGCGGCUGCGGGCAGCAUGUUGCCCCUUUCCAUUAAAGACGACGAGUACAAGCCGCCGCGGCUUAACCUGCUGCGUAAGGUCUCAGGAUGGUUCAGGUCCAUCUUGUCGGACUACACAUCGCGGAACCUCUUCUUCUUCCUCUUGCUCAACCUCUCCUUCGCAUUCGUGGAGUUGCUGUAUGGGAUCUGGAGCAACAGUUUAGGUCUCAUUUCCGACUCAUUUCAUAUGUUCUUUGACUGCACGGCUCUUCUGGCUGGACUGGCGGCAUCCGUGAUUUCCAGGUGGAGACCAAAUGACAACUUUUCCUACGGAUAUGUCCGAGCAGAGGUUCUCGCUGGAUUUGUGAAUGGAUUGUUUCUGAUCUUCACAGCCUUCUUCAUUUUUUCAGAAGGAAUAGAGAGAGCUUUGGAACCCCCUGAUGUGCAUCAUGACCGGUUGCUGUCUGUGUCUGUGCUUGGGUUUCUGGUGAAUUUGGUUGGCAUUUUUGUAUUUAAACAUGGUGGCCAUGGACACUCACAUGAUGGUGGUCAUGGCCAUAGCCAUUCGCUCUUCAAUGGGGGAAUUCCUGGGCUGAAUCAUGGACAUAGUCAUGGUGGACACGGGCACGGCCGCAAUGAUGUACAUCAAUCAGAUCAUUCCCAUGGACACGGUCAUUCCCAUGCUGACGAACAUUGCCAAGAAGACCAUCAGAGUGAUAUACUUCAAGCAAAAGGACCGAAUAGGCAGAUUUUAGAAGGAGUCUUUCUGCAUAUUGUAGCUGACACGCUUGGCAGUGUAGGAGUCAUAAUAUCUACACUUCUGAUGCAGAACUAUGGCCUUAUGAUAGCAGAUCCCAUCUGCUCCAUGUUGAUUUCUUUCCUUAUAGGAAUAAGCGUUAUUCCACUUUUAAAGCAAUCCAUUGGGAUUUUAAUGCAGCGCACACCUCCUUCGUUGGAUCACUUACUGCCGCAGUGCUACCAGCGGGUUCAACACUUGCAAGGAGUUUACAAUGUAAUUGAUCCCCACUUCUGGACCUUGUGUAGUGAAGUUUACAUUGGCACAAUAAAGCUGCUGGUAGCUCCCGAUGCAGAUGCACGAUGGAUUUUGAGCCAAACACACAAUAUUUUCACUCAGGCAGGCGUGAGGCAGCUUUACGUACAGAUUGAUUUUGCAGCAGUUUAAAGAUGCCUAAAUCACGUAGGUCUAAACUCCUGGUGCUGGGACCAGGGAUAGAUGUAACUGCUGGAUGGUCACUGGAUUGGAAACACCACCAGCAUGCAGUGAACUUGUAUGUGGCCACAGCACUCUUUCCUUGCAUCAGUAAAAAGGUCUUGAGUCACGGAACAAUGAAAUAAUUGAUUUGGUCAGCCCCGGCUAGAUCUGGAAUCACCAUCUGUGUCUAGACCUGAAGUGUCUAAUUUUACCUGUGUUCCCACAGUUCAAGUCUAUUCCUGUUCAUUUAAAUAUUGUCAUCCUGGCGAUCAGUCUGCAUCAUCCAUUUAUUUUUGACUUGUACGUUCACACAGGUGGAAUGAUACAAACUGUAUUCAGUUUCUGAAGUGCCUUUUUAUGGUGGCCAAGAACUAAUAUUUGGAAGACAGGAAGUGGGUUGUGGAGCAAGUUUUACAAUCAUUGGCCUGUCGCAUACAUCAUGGUAAUCAGCAUGGUUCUUAAGAAUUUUAAUAGAUUUUUUUAAAAGAGGGGCAAGAGGUUGGGGAUCAAAUCCUUUUUUUUUAGCAUUACGCUGGUAUACACUUCAAAUAGUUUAUUCAUAACUGGUCCUGUGACAUGCUGUUCAUGAUAUUCUGCAGAAUAUAAAGACAUUCCUUCAGUCUGAAGAAAGGUCUCAGCCUGAAACGUUGCCUAUUUCCUUCGCUCCAUAGAUGCUGCCUCGCCCGCUGAGUUUCUCCAGCAUUUUUGACUACCUUCUGCACCAAGAUAAUUUUGCACAGAGGUGACUUCAUGAGUUCACCCUACAAUUGGGUGUGGGUGAAAUUGAACAGUCCAGCAGAGAACCCAUGCAGAAGAAAAAUAGCCAAAGUUACCAAACAGACUAUUUGUAAAUUGUUAACAAGAGAUUUCUUUCUUAAAAGUUAUACAUUAUCGUUUCUCUCCUUUUGACACUGGUUCUUUAUAUCUGUUCUGAUAGAUGAAAUGGAAUAAAGCCCUUAUUUUAAAUGCUUAAAAUGAACAAUAUUAAUUUUUUUUUAAAUUUUAAAUAUUCAGAGAAACUUUUGGAAAUAUUCAGCAUGAAAGGCAAUAUCUCUGGAGGGAGAAAGAAAUGCUUGAUACCAUUGAUAUAUGUCAGACUUGGCUAGGCACUAGCAUCUCGCCUGUCAAUAUUUCCAAGACAUUCUUUCUGUUAUUUAUCAAUUGCUUACUGUAUGGAAAAUAAUAGGCCAGAUAUGAAUUGAAUAGUUUAGCACUUUUUUUUCAUUGAAGCUUGUGCUGAUUCAGUGUUAGACAUCAAUUUAACGUUUUUUUCACAUUAAAAUAGUGAUCGGAUACUUUGAAUUUUUCUCAUUAAAUUGUUGCAUUAAUGGGACUGGAAGGAAAAUAUUCUGAUUGAACUUAAUGCUGAGUUUAUUAAGUUGCAACAUAAUUUUUAACAAAUAAUUAAUGCCAUGUGGCAAAUUCGGACAAAUUGGUCAGUCAGUAUGCUUAUGUGUCAUUAGCUAGGAAGAAAUCAAAUUCUAUCAGUGCCUAUGAUAGGUUUGGGGAUAUGCAACAUGCUAUGGUGUGGUUUUAGAAAUAAGUGUCACAUUUUGUUUUAUCUGUUUCAACAGUGAACAAAAUCUACUUUUAUAAAUGAUUGAAGUCCGUCCAUCAAUUAAGUUGUUUUGUUGGUUAAAUCAGCUGCAUAAGGAAAUGAGUAAGAAAUAUAACACAACCUCUUGCUGUGGAUAUCAAACUGCAUUGUUCAAAGUGAAUGUUCAUAACUUGGAACUUUAAUAUGAUGUGUUUACACAUGCACAAGCUGUAAUCAGACCCUGUCUGUGAAGCAUAAAAUGAAGAUUCUGCCUCAGCUUUCCCUUUCUCUACUCUGUCCCCUGAGGUUUUUUUAAAACAAUUAAGUCGUUUUCUGAAGUUGGGGUCAUUUCAGGUCCGUAUCGCUCAGUUUACAUGAGGCGACAACAUGUUAAAUUUGCAGCAUUUGUGGACAAAAUGUGUGAAUGACUCACAUGUGAUGUGUUUAUCUGAUAAACUACAGUAAACACAUUUUUGUCCAUGCAUAAGUAUUUAUAUGUUUGUGAGAAUUAUUACUCUUCAUUCUAAAUGGAGUAAUCACUCUAAUGGCUGUUUAAUACAUUGUUGCUGCUUCUCGGAAUAUUUUCACCAUUAAAUCAAAGGGUUCUUUGUUCUGUACCAAGCCUUUGCCUCUACCCAGGCAUUAAUUGAGCAUGAGAGAAGAGACAAAGAGGGGUCACGUUACUUUGUUAAAUAUGGUUGUCAGAAUGUGCAGGUCUUUCCUAUUCAAAGCCACUAAACUGAAACUUCUGAGAUCCCACAUGCAUUUUGAGCUGUUUGGUAGUUAUUCUGAUUGAUAUAAAUAUUUUACUUAAAUCUCUUGAGAAGAUUGACUACAGUAUUUUAAUAUUUAAAAACAAUUGUAAACAUCACCAAAGGAAUAUGAAGUAUGUACUACUAUGAUAAAGUAAGAUCUCUACACUAAAUUCUCAUCAUACAAUUUGUCUAAAUUGCAGAAAUAUACAAAUAAAUAUUUUGACAGC